Messenger RNA from Cyprinus carpio (common carp), 1018 nucleotides. Its product is annotated as cellular retinoic acid binding protein 1b. Gene Ontology annotation, biological process: fatty acid transport. Lineage: Eukaryota; Metazoa; Chordata; Actinopteri; Cypriniformes; Cyprinidae. The record is from RefSeq and is a predicted model, not a curated record. Gene Ontology annotation, cellular component: nucleus; cytosol. Gene Ontology annotation, molecular function: fatty acid binding.
AGGCGUAACACAGAGACAGAAAGAAAGAGAGGGUGACAUUGUAGAAGAGACAGGGUGAGAAAGAGAAGAAGAAACGGAGUGGAAACUGUCAAUUUCUUAGAUCUGAAAAAUAAAAAGUGGCAGAAGAUCUGUUUUCUCAAUUAAAAGGCAAGUUUUUAAAGCCAGAGUGAUUAAAAGGAGCAAGUCAAGAUGGCCAAUUUUGCUGGAACCUGGAAGAUGAAAAGCAGUGAAAAUUUUGAAGAACUCCUCAAAGCACUCGGGGUGAACGCUAUGCUGAGGAAGGUGACCUGUGCUGCAGCCUCUAAACCCCACGUGGAGAUCCGCCAGAACGGUGAACAGUUCUACAUCAAAACCUCCACCACCGUGAGGACCACAGAAAUUAACUUCCAGAUAGGACAAGAGUUCAAUGAGGAGACCGUAGAUGGGCGGAAGUGCAAGAGCUUGGUCACAUGGGAGACAGAGAACAAGAUGACCUGCAGGCAAACUCUUGUGGAUGGUAACGGCCCUAAGACGUACUGGACUCGAGAGCUGAGAGGGAACGAACUCAUUCUGACCUUUGGGGCCGAUGAUGUGGUGUGCACACGGAUUUAUGUACGGGAAUGAGCACGGAGGUGAACUGGAUGGAGGGAUACUCCAGCACUUGCAGCUUUGGAGGGAGGAAUAACAUUUUUUUCUUCAUUAUUAACUUGCACUGUAGUGUGUUAGUCGAUACUUCCUUCUGUUGUGACUUCAUCACCAUUUGUCUAUUCAAUUUAAUCAUUAGAUUCAUUUUUAUAAUGUUUCUAUUCAUUUUCUAUGUGCAGUGUUAGUCAAAGCCUUGCUCAAGCUCUUAGAUGAUUAAGGUGGGCCGGACAGGCGGGGAACUGAGCAGGCCUGGUGAUAGUUAUAUUCAUGGAUAUCUCACAGACAUUCUUUGAACACUUGUAAUGGUUUACUGCAGCCAUAUCUAAUGAUCUUAAUGAACUUUUUUCAGUCCUUGGCUGUGUAUGAAAUAAUAAAGGCUGUUAAUUGUUAAUUA